UUAUCUCCAGCCUGUAAGCUACAGAAAAGGCCACAUUCUCUUUCUACCAUAUUUAUAUAGCUAAUGUGCAGUCUCCCUAUCCUGGUGCACUGCACAAGUAGCGAGGUAACUGUUGUAGCUCCAUCUAGCCAAGACGUCUGGUACAUUACCCUGAGAAAUCGCGGGCAUUAGCGCGUGACCAUCUGACUGGCGAGGUAGCUAGCCAGAACCAGGUAUUUAGUUACAUUGGAACAGCAACCACAGAUUCUUUGAGUGGACACUGAAAUAAGAUGAGAAGAUAUGAAAUGCAGCAGGCCAGACCUACUGCAGGCUGCCUCUCUGUGCCUCUGUUUACCCAGAAGAAAAGGAGCAGGCUGCCUUUGACAUCCAAUCCCUCCGAGAAUGAAUUCUGCUCCAGCAAUGAAUACAUGUCCACACACAGCUCAGCUUCUACCAACAACAUAUCUGGUAACACAGAAUAUUUCCAAGAUCAAGACCCAAGCUGUCCUGCACCUGCUGCUCAGAACAGUCAGUGGAACAGACAAGGCAACCAGCAUCAGUCUCAACCACAGUUUCAGUAUCCAAACAGUCGACUUGCACCUGAACCCGUGGGGAGAAACUUUGCACCUCUACCACACCCAUAUAAAGCUGUGAAUACAAGUCUGCAGAUGGGACAGCAACAGCCACCAGUGAGGCAGGACUCCAGAGCCCCGAUAAACCCCAGACAGAGCAACUACAACGGCCCUUGCAUAAGUGGGAACACACAGAGCAAGCCAGUACCCCCAAGUAGCUACUCUCACAUGGGUCAGCAGCAGCAGUCUGGCUACAGACAGGGACAGGCCAACCCACCAGAGCCUCCUCUCUACUCCCAGCAGUCUACACCCAUUACCACAACAAGCAGACCACCUCCUGGCCCUCCAAGCAGACCAACUCAUGGCCCUUCAAGCAGACCAACUCAUGGCCCUUCAAGCAGACCAACUCCUGGCCCUUCAAGCAGAUCAACUCCUGGUCCUGGACCACCGCAGCAGAAGCAGAACACAUCCUGGAAGUUUAAAAUGACCACCAACACUGGGCUACAAAAACAGCUGAUGGACAGUAGAGACUUAUAUCAAACUCAAAAUACCUCUCAGUCUCAGGUACAACAUACACCACCUGUGUUCCAGAUCAAACCAGCAAUUGAGAACUCUUUGAGGAUCCUGACUGCUGUCAUUGAUGGCAUGAGACACUGGAGCCAGUUCAAGGACAGAGCUCCAUACCUAUUUGAGAUUUUCGCUACUCUUGACUCUGCAGUCACCGCCGGGUCUCAUGGAGCUAAGAACUUCCUCAUGAGAGAUGGGAAAGAGGUGGUGCAGUGUGUCUUCUAUGAAAAUGAGCUGGACAUUCCCAGGCUGAUCCGAGGCCAGGUGCACCGCUGUGUGGGAAACUACGACCGCACCAGGGACACACUCACCUGCAUGUCUGUCAGGGCUGCCCUGCACUCAGAGCAGAGGAAUGCACAGGAGUCUGUCAAAGCAUCGGACGCUGAGAUGAGGGGCCUGGUGAAAUCACUCAGUGAAGUCUGAUCAGAGGCACAGAAACACGUAAAGGGCAAUUCAAGGGCAAUACAAUUGUUUUUGCCCAUGGCCCCUUGUGAGUACCACUAUAUGGCAAGUGUUCUCCUUUUCAUUAGAAACUGCGGGAUCCUAUAUGGCAAGAAUUGUCAUCUUUAUUAGAAACUGAAGGAUCCUAUAUAAAGUCCUGCUGUAUAUACAGUGCCUUCGAAAAGUAUUCAGACCCCUUGACCUUUUCCAAAUGUUGUUACGUUCGCCUUAU
Molecule: messenger RNA, 1791 nt
Organism: Salmo salar (Atlantic salmon)
Lineage: Eukaryota; Metazoa; Chordata; Actinopteri; Salmoniformes; Salmonidae
Biological process (GO): homologous chromosome pairing at meiosis; gamete generation; meiotic DNA repair synthesis
Source: RefSeq, a predicted model, not a curated record